UGGGGUUGGCUUGUGCAAGUCUCCAUUUGCCAACCUGUGGCUGUGUCUUCAUGCACCACGUAUGAGUGCACGCGCGCACAUGCUGUGUUCCCAUUUGGUGACACACAGAGAUAAGCAGUGUGUGGGCCUUUGCUAAUCCCUCCCCACCUGAGUGGGACUUAGGUACACAGUGUGGGGGUGAGGGGCCCUGGGGCGUCUGCACCUGCGUGGGGCGGAGGGGUGAGGCAGGCGGGCCACUCCUGCCUGGCUGGAGAGUCACCCUCCAGUUGCCUAGCCACUGCCAUCCGGGGUGAAGGGGCACGAAUCAGACCCCGGCCCCUUAAGGGCCUCCGGAGAGCUAUAUAGGGUCCACCUGCGGGGCUCUAGCUGCUUCCAGCAGCCCCAGCAGGAGAUGGAAGAUGCAAGAGGUCAUUGCAGGGCUGGAGAGGUUUACCUUCGCCUUCGAGAAGGAUGUCGAAAUGCAACGGGGCACUGGGUUCCUGCCUUUCCAGGGCAUGGACAAGUCGGGCUCAGCUGUGUGCAACUUCUUCGCUAAAGGGCUCUGUGAGAAAGGGAAGCUGUGCCCGUUCCGGCAUGAGCGGGGGGAGAAGACGGUGGUGUGCAAGCACUGGCUUCGGGGGCUGUGCAAGAAGGGCGACCUCUGCAAGUUCCUGCACCAGUACGACGUCACCAGGAUGCCCCAGUGCUACUUCUAUUCCAAGUUCGGUGACUGCAACAACAAGGAGUGUUCCUUCCUCCACGUGAAGCCAGCUUUCAAGUCCCGGGACUGUCCUUGGUAUGACCAAGGUUUCUGCAAGGAUGGUCCCCUGUGUAAAUACCGCCAUGUCCCCAGAAUAAUGUGUCUCAACUAUUUAGUUGGCUUCUGCCCUGAGGGACCCAAGUGCCAAUUUGCUCAUCCCAAGAUGAAUCUUUCAUUCAACUCGAGUUACACGAAGGUGAGUGCAGGUCCGCAGGUGCCCAUGGGCCUUGCCCUUUACUCCACACUUCUCUCUGCUCCUAGGAGAGCUUGCUCCCCAGCACUGCUCCUGACGGACCCUCACUCCCCUGGGAAAGCACCUGUCAUGGGGCACAUGGAUGUGGUGGUUCCUCCCAGACUCCCCUCCCACCUCUACCAUCCCUGCUUCGGGCAGGACUUCUCAGCUGACCGGCCCUUGAGGCCGUCCUUCUCCUUGGCACGGAGACAUGUGUGGCGUUUGUGUUUAAACAAAACGAGGCCCAGCUCAGGACUUGCGGUCCAAAGCUGGUUUUCUGAGUCAGGGCCAGCCCCGCUUGAGAAAUGGGCCCGCUCCCUGUGGAAAUAGACAUGCUCGUCCCUAUGGAGACACACUGUCCCUGUGGAUGCCAGGCGCUGGGAGCCUACACCAGGAGUCAGCAGACCACAGCCUGCGGGCCAGCUGGCCACUGCCUGUCUUUGUACAGCUGGGAGGAAUGGUUUUUAAAAUGUUGGGGAGAAAAUAAAUCAAAAGAAUAUUAUAUGACAUGUGAAAAUGGUAAUUCCAGUGCUCAUCGCAUUAUUUUUAUUUACAUGUUGCCAUGGCUAUUCUGGAGAUUACAAUGGCACAGUUAAGUGGUUGCAACAGAGAUCUGAUGGCUCACCUCAUAGAAUUUAAAGUAUUUACUAUUUAGAAAAUAUGCACAUAUAUACUUAUAUUUACUCUUUGGUCACCUAUAGGAAAGCUUGCUGACCCCUGGUCUAGGUGACUGAAAGUUGGAUCCCCACUUAGGUGUGACAGAGGCCAAGCAGGAGCACAGCAGACGCUGGGGCAGCUACUGAGCUUGGGGCCACCCCAUGCUGGAGCUGGGAGGGCAGUGGCUGGGGGUUAGGUGGCUCCCGGGGGCUCUGAGGGGCCUCUGCUAGGGGUGGGAAGCGAUCUGAUCUGCCGGAUGGGGAAUUUACAACCCCCUUUCUACCUUUCGUUGAGAGGUAUGCUUUUGGCAAUUAAAACCGUUCCUAAGGGCAUGUUGAACCCUGGUUCCACCCUGACAUUCGACUGGGGCCCAGGCCCUCAGUGUCAAUUCGCUGUGUCUGCAGGUGUUUCCCCAUGCCUUCGCCAUGUCUACAGCUUGUCACCCAGCCCCGGGAUUCAGCCCCAGUGUCCACCGAGGGCUGGGGAGGGGGCUGACCAGAGAGCUAGAGAACGCAUUUCCUUUUCUGUAGCAUGGAAGAAAACUGCACUGGGGUAUUAAGAGAGAACGGGCUGAUUCUGGUGAACCAAAUGUUACAGUGUGGAAAGUCUCAACAACCUAAUCCUGUUUGCAUCUUUAGUCAUAUAAGACUUUCUUUACAAGAAACCAUUUUCUUUCAUUUCCUAUUCUGUUGCCCACUGAGUUAUGUACACAUAACAUCCUUAAGAGUUGCAGCAGGGGACAGAGUUCUUGGUUAAGUGAAAAAAUGUAGCACCUUGGAUUUCUUUUUUCUGCUAUCUUCUGGUUUAUCAGGAAGAAAAAAGCCAAGAUGGUUUUAUCGUAACUUCACUCUCAAGAUAGCUUCUAAAUUGUUCAGAGCUUUGAUUUCUCCAUUCUGCAGAAGAGUCACAUCAGGGUGACAGGUUAAGAGGCAGAAACUGACUUUCUUGCACAUUUGAUUUUAUGGGCCUUUGAAAGCCUAGAGCCUUGUUCUCUGAUCAUGGUGCUGGGCAUGAAUAUCAAGGUCUCUAUUAGGCCUGAAAUAAGCUUCAUUUGUGAGCAGAAUCCAUUCAAUUCCUCAGAAAGCCAGCUAUCUCCUGUGGUUUCCUAGACCACUCAGAGUUUUUCUCUUGAGACUGGAAUUUACAAAAGUCAUGCCAUUAACUUUUUCUCUUUUAGUGUCAAAAACCAGGCCAUUAUGCCAGUAAGUGCAACUGGUAGGAGUUAUCAAAAACGAACCCACGGUCUGGAAACUGGAAGAUCUUCUGGUGGAGAUGUUCAAUGGCCCCACUAUGGGAUUCUCUGUUCCAACGUUCCAGAGCGAGCUUGUCAUGCAGAAGUAGCCUGCUGUCUGUAGGUUUCUUUCCUUUUAUCCUGUAACUGCACCAGCAACUAAAAAUACAAUAGGAUUACAGGCAGAUGACUGUGGCAGGAAUGAAUUACCAUAAAUUGGAGGAGCAAAAUGUAUGUACAACCAAAAGCUGGAGUAUACGGAAAAUCCACGAUCAUCAUACUCUGCCCGGCUCCUGUGCUCCUAGACAGUUCUGAGUGCACGUGGCAGUUCCUAUACAUAUGGCCUCAGCUGCUACUACAAACUGGCAAUUAAAUCAAAUGGUUUUCUUUAGCAUGACAGCUGCUUCCCUGUAUGGCUUAUUUAAGAAUAUACUCUGUGCCUUAUGUGGAGUAUAUGGGGCAGUAGAUGGUACGAAAGAGGCUUAUCCUGGGGAGGUGAGGUAGUGACUCGGAACGUUAAUGGUGUACCAUCCAAGCCAUUAUGUCAUGGGGCACCAGCGCAACCUAAUCCACUGGGAGAGGAGAGCCGUGGCCAAGCUGAGCCUUUCGGAGAAACAGAGAAGAGCAUUACGAGGCAGGAGGGGGGACCAGCCUUCCACCUUUGGUACACGAAGAGACAGGUGCCUGGCCUCCCUAGAACUGGAGGGUCAGAGGUUAAGGCAAUCUAAAAGAAUACAGUGCAGGAGUGAGAUUUGGGGAUUUUAAUACCAGUUCAAACCACUCUGGGCUGCUAAGUGACGAACAGCACAGAGCUAUGUAGAAAAACUGACCUCCUCAAGCCUGUUUCCUCAUUCCGGAAAAUGAGUCAGAUAGCAUCGCAUCACACGGCCGUUACAAGGAUAAAAUGAGAAAAUGCGUGUAAAGAACCUUGCACAGCACUUGGCACAAAGCAAGCACCCAAAGGCUGGUGUGGACUGCCGUGGGGCCUCUCCCUGGGUUCACGUUUGGAAGCUGCACAUAAUAUGCCACAAGAGGUUUUAGAACAGUGGCUACUGAUGAGUUCCCACCAGGUCAGACCUUGCUGGGAUGAACAGACGUAAGUCUUCUAAUCUUACCAAAUCUCCGCAAAGUAGGUAUAAUUAUCCCCAAUUUAUAGUCCAAAGGAAGCUGCAGUAAAUUGGAUAACUUAUCCAGGCACACACUCACCCAUUUCACAGGAAAAAUUCUAGAAGAGGCAAAUGAUCAGCUCAGAGGAAUAUUUUUUAUUUUUUACAAAUACUUUUAUUAUGAAGAGUGGUGGCAGUAAUAUGUGAGUUCCCCAUUAAGUGUAAAACAGUCUGCUGAUAAUACAACAUGAUUUAUAGUAGCUAAAUAUUUUAAUGUGUAUUCGAAAAAAAUAUACUUUCCCCAGUAAACUCAAUAUUUCAGAUAUUAUUAUUCAGGACUGAACUAAAGUAGCCAGCACCAGGGUUAAUCUACCUUAUAGAAACCAUGUGUGAGUUACCGCAGGGUGUGCAGGCAAGCCUGUACUUCCAACCUUCAAUAACAGGACCUUCCACAGUAAGUCUUCUCAGGGGUGGAGGGUAGCCUGCGCAUCACCGUAACUCUUCUGCAGGAUGGAUGGGA
Molecule: messenger RNA, 4485 nt
Organism: Microcebus murinus (gray mouse lemur)
Lineage: Eukaryota; Metazoa; Chordata; Mammalia; Primates; Cheirogaleidae
Source: RefSeq, a predicted model, not a curated record